CAACUUUAUUGGCAACCCUGCUGACAACCUGAUUCGUGAGCAUUCGGAUGCAGUAAGCAUUGGAGAGUUUAAGAAGAAACUUGAAACCACCAAAAAUGUUAUUAAGAAUGUAUUCUCUAGUUAUUCUAAUACUAGAUCUUGUGACACUUUUAUUUGGGAUAUUUUUUGCUAUUGUAAUUGCACUAUACAGAAUAGUUAAACCUCCACCAUUGAAAAAUCUUCAUGGGGAAGUUGCAAUGGUUGUUGGUGCAGGGCGAGGCAUAGGUAGAGAAUUAGCAAUUCAUUUGUGUCAACUUGGUGUUAACGUUGCUUGUGUAGAUAUUAACAUUGAUAGUUGUGAUGUUACUGUACAACUAGCAUCUAAAUCACUAGGAGUUGCUAAAAUGUACAUUUGUAAUAUAAUAGACAAGAACGAAGUAGCUCAUACAGUGAAUAUUAUUCAAUCAGAGUUAGGUGAAGUUACAAUGCUUUUCCACUGCUGCAGUAUACCAAGUCCUAGAGCAUUACUUCAGGAUCCACCAGAAAUAAGGCAUACAAUUGAUUUAACAGUUCUGAGUCAUUUCUGGUUAUUGGAGACAGUUUUACCUUGUAUGGAAAGUGUUGGUAAAGGGCAUAUAGUAGUUUUGUCAUCUGUGGCUGGUCUUUCUGGUACUGCCACAGGAGGAAGCAGAGUUUCUUUAUCCACUGCACAAUUUGCAGUCCAAGGACUAGCUGAAUCAUUACAUACUGAAUUAAGGCAUUCAAACAGUAACAUCAUAAUUACUUUAGUUCACGUUUAUCCAUUCAUUGUGGGCGCAGAAGUAGCAAAAGAUAUUCGUUUUAGAAUACCGAGUUAUUUUGGUACUAUGCCUGCCACAGAAGCAGCUAAACAAAUUUUGGAUGGUGUUCGUCGAAAUUAUGCGGAAUUUAGUGUACCUGGAUAUUUACUUUAUUUAGGACAUAUUCUUAGAAUACUUCCGAAGAAGGCAUCGUUUAUGCUGCGUGAUCUAUUAGACACUGGUGUUGAUUUUGGAUGA
Molecule: messenger RNA, 1016 nt
Organism: Eufriesea mexicana
Lineage: Eukaryota; Metazoa; Arthropoda; Insecta; Hymenoptera; Apidae
Product: epidermal retinol dehydrogenase 2
Exons: 7
Coding region: 96-1016 (306 amino acids)
Cellular component (GO): lipid droplet
Molecular function (GO): oxidoreductase activity, acting on the CH-OH group of donors, NAD or NADP as acceptor
Source: RefSeq, a predicted model, not a curated record